AUGCUCCGCAACGGGCAACCGCCGCCGGGCGCCCCGGGGGGCGGAGGGGCGACGACGGGAGCGGGGCCGGGCCGGGCCUGCCCUGCCCUGUCCCACCGGGCCUGUCCCCCGCGCCCCGGCGCCGCCGGCCCUGCGGUAAUUGGCGCCAGCAGCGGGGGGCGGCUGCAGCGGUGGAGGCCUGGGACUUCCGCCAAGUCAAACCAUCGCGGAGCUCGGCGGCGAAACGAGCUCCCGCAGGGAACACCGCGUUGGAAACAGCUCGAGCGGCUGCGGCGGGAGCUGGGUUUUCCUCAGGUAGCGUGGCCGGGCCCGCUGACAGGUGAGGGGCCCAGAACUGACACAGGAUUCAAGGUGCAGCCUCACCAGUGCCCAGCGCAGGGGGACAGUCACUGCCCUGGCCCUGCUGCCACACUGGUGCUGAGCCAGGCCAGGAUGCCAUUGGCUUUCUUGGCGACACUGCCAGCUCGUAUUCAGCUGGCUGUCAACCAGCACCUCCAGGGAAAAAGAUGGCUGGCAGACCAAAAUGCAGAAAAAGGUGAAGUCAAGACAAGGAAGUUGGUGGUACAUGAAUUCUGCAAACCAGGUGAAUACCAUGAGCAGUCUUGGUCUGAGCCACUUGGAGCUCCUCCAGGGAACACAGUAAUUAGCUGGAUUUCUUCAGCCAGCCUGAUGCGAGCUUGACCUUUUCUGUGUAUUGCUUAAAAGUGUGGUGGGACAGCAUGGGAAGUAGGAUAAUGUAGGAAGAAGAAGAAAAGGAAAGGAAGUGUUAACCAUCACAGGCAGAUCUGUAAACAUUUAAGUGUGUUUCAGAGCCUAGAGUGGAAUUCAGGAAUCACAAAUCUUGAUAUUUUUAUUUUACCCUAUAUUUAUAUAGGGUAAAAUAUAAAAAAAUAUACAAAAUAUAAGAAAAUAUUAAAAAAUGUAUAUUUUACCUCCUGGUCAUGAUUGGACAACUCCUGGUGGUGAUUGGACUUUGUAUUGGAUGGCAUAGUGCUACUCAGUUCACUUUGUUACAGAUUUUUUUGCUGAAGACUUAAAUGAACUGGUGGUUUAUGUAUGUUCCAUAGGAUGGAAUUUAAUAAUUUUCCUUUUUAGAAACAUUGAACACACCUGAAAGUACUCAUGAAAGACUGUUCUAUUCUGUAAACCAAAAGUCAGGCUGGUAUUAUUGCAAUGUUAAUUUGUCCCUGUUGUCAGUAUGCAUUUGUUUGUAUCAUUUCAGCAUAUGUUUAAAGGUUGGAUCUCUUCACCAUUCAUGGUGCAUGGGAAAAGUCACACUCCUGGAAUUAAAGCUAUUUAGUGAAUGCAA
Molecule: messenger RNA, 1309 nt
Organism: Strigops habroptila (Kakapo)
Lineage: Eukaryota; Metazoa; Chordata; Aves; Psittaciformes; Psittacidae
Exons: 4
Coding region: 1-681 (226 amino acids)
Source: RefSeq, a predicted model, not a curated record